Molecule: messenger RNA, 8159 nt
Organism: Acromyrmex echinatior (Panamanian leafcutter ant)
Lineage: Eukaryota; Metazoa; Arthropoda; Insecta; Hymenoptera; Formicidae
Product: 1-phosphatidylinositol 4,5-bisphosphate phosphodiesterase epsilon-1
Biological process (GO): G protein-coupled receptor signaling pathway; phosphatidylinositol-mediated signaling; phosphatidylinositol metabolic process
Molecular function (GO): phosphatidylinositol-4,5-bisphosphate phospholipase C activity
Source: RefSeq, a predicted model, not a curated record
AACAACAUUGGGGAGCGCGAGAGUCCGCCUACGCACGAGGGUAGCAAGUGGAAAGUGUUACGCUGCGACAAAAACGAAAGAAUCGGAGAUCGAUCGUCCAUCAAAUUGGGCUGAAUAGGAAGCUACACGUCUCUUUGCAUGAUGUCUGUCUGGAUGAAGUUUACCAGUAUUGAACAACAUGAUCAUCUUCGAUGGACUUAGACAUAAAAUUUAGAAUAUCGCGGUCAGCGCGUUGCCGGGCCUGAGAAGUAACGUCAGGACAACGACGACAACGGAGGAAGCAACUCAGUGGAGGAAGGCGUGAGAGGGGCUUCUCGAUCGACUUUAUAUCGAUGGAGCCGUCCUGAUGCAGACCGCGAAACUACGCGGGAAUCAUUCGGCCUGGUCGUCAGACUAAUUCUACCGGCGGGCCCUGGCUAUUUCACAGAGCAGCGAGCUGUCUCAUCCUCGUCGACGGCAACAGACCCAGCCACUUCCACUUCCUCCACCCCACGUGGCCGCACCAUCAUCUGAUAAGAGCUGGAGAAGCGGCCGCAGCCGCAGCCGCCUCGGAGCUCUGAGGAGCUGGAGGAUCUGCAUAAGCUGCUGCACUUCCCCGAGGAGGUGGCGCUCAGGUUGACGGAAAGCGAGUACCAUCUAUUCUACCAGGUACCACCGCACGAGUACCUGAGGCACGUGGCACAGGAUCAAACCACGUUGCAAAAACCACCUGCCAGGCCACCCCCGUCGCCGAGUCGCAGCUGCAGCAACCCCAGCACCACCAACAGCUCGACCCAAACUGAGGACGAAUUAUCCUGGCCUGUUGCCACGGUGUACUCCACCGUGCAGAUCCUCAUUGAUCGUUUCAAUGAGGUAAGCUCAUGGGCCACCCACGCGAUCAGCAGCUGUGCCACGGUAGAAGAACGACAGGCAGUGCUGUCCUGUCUUCUACGCGUCGCGCUAACCUGUUGGAAUACCGGAAACUUUAAUUCAGCUAUGGAGAUAAUUGCCGGUCUGAAAUCCAAUAAACUGAAGCCGAUUUGGCAAGAACGAGGCAUGAACGAGCGCUUCCCGGUCAUGGAGUAUCUCUCCUCUGCCCUUUUGUCUUCCGAAUAUGAACAUGCGCUUGCUCGCGCUCUCGCGAUGCCGGAAUGCCCAGUGGUACCAUUCUUCGGGGCUUUCCUGCGCGAGCUGCGGGAAGUUAUCGCGUGCGAUAUAAAGCCUCAGCCCGAGUUCAAGGAAAAUCGCGAGUCACCACGUGUUAGCAUUAAGGAGAGCGAACCUCAAGAACACGUGCCUUCCUCUGCGCCGGUCGCCAGGAUCGCCGUCGAGAGUAACACAGAGACGCCAUCGGGAUGGAGUUCAAGGAGCGGUUCCUUAAACAAACCGGAGAACCCCAUCGCACCAGUCCACGAUACAAAUUCCGUUCUCGACAAAGUCGCGCUCUUUCACAAGCAUCGACAUGCUCGUGGCAGAGACGCGACUACUGAUUCCCUUCAUCGCACCCUGAGCGUUCACACGACUGCAAUUGAGCAAACCUACAUGGCGGAGGAAUGCGACGAGAAUGACUAUCAUCUUGAUUUAGACUCCUACAAACCCGUGCAGCCGCUCAAGAUCGACCAUGGAGUCGCUUUGUUUCCCGUUGCCGCGCCACACACUGGCAUGGAUCUUCAUCUUCUGCAGGUGUUACAUCAUGGCACGACUUUGGUGCAUUGGGAUUGUGAGGGUGGUACCUCGAGAACAGCAUUGGUGUUCGCACGCGUCGAUCGCGCUUGUGGCACUUUCGUGUGGGAAAAGCCACCCUGGAGUCCUUUAAAAACGGCGCAAGUUGGAGGUGCCGUUCUCACAGAGGUUUCGCUAACCACGAACCCGGAGGAUGCGAUACCAGCGGGCCUAGUCGGCAGGUACACGCAGCAGCAGGCUGACUGCGCUUCUGUCACUUUGGAGGAGGGAUAUCUCGACCUGGGAUCGGUGAAAGAGAUAAUGAUCGGCUGUUGCGAUCGCGAUCGAGAGGCUGAUCUCAGGAGCAUCUGCAAGAGAUACGGCCUACCUGGCUCCGACUGCUGCAUCGGCCUUAUGUAUGGCUCCAAUCUUCCGGACAAUCGACUGAUCUUCCUACUUUGCCCUCCCGCUCUUAGCAAAAUAUGGUACAUGGGAUUAUGCUGGAUAUUGCGAGGCCUCAAACGACAACAACAGUUAACAGAUCGUAGAUCGCGCUGGUUAAAAGAAAAAUAUCUUCAGUUAUACUUUUCGUACUUGGAACAGCCGAUAGAAGGCUUGGAGCAGCCGACGACAGCCGACGCUAUUCGCAUUUUUGGCGGUCGCGACUGGUCUAUGACAGAAAGUGUUGGCACGCUGUCUCCAACGAGCAGCAGCACUUUACGCAGACGAAAUGUUAAAGGCAAAAAGACAAAAUCAAUCGGCAACAUUCAUGCUUUGACCAAGGAUCUGAGUAUAAAACAGUACGACUCCUCGACCUCGGAUGGAGGUCUGUGCGUUACACCUCUUCGUCAUAUCGCUGGAAGCAGAGAGUCUUUAACGAGGAUCCUACCAGCGUCACCGAGAGCAAGCCGAGAUCGAAUCCCGCCACGUAGUCCACCCGGUUCCGCCGACCGUAUUACUUCCAACUUGCCUUACUCCGCUUUUCAAAGUUUGUUAUGUGUCGCCAGAGAAAAGGACAAGAACGGAUCUGGUGGUAUAUCAGGAGGCUUUGAGGCUCCUUGGCACAUGAAAGGAACGCGCACUACCUCGAUGAUGUACGAGACACAAUUAAACUUUGUGGAGUUCGUCGCACUUUUCCGAUCGUUCAGCUUACGAGCCAGAAAAGAUUUGCGUGAUCUGUUCGGCCAAUUAGCAAUAACAUGUCGUAGCCAGAGUGAUGGAUCGUUAAGGGACUUUAACAUCCGCCCGGUAGUGCUCAGACAAACCAGUGAUGCCACUCCACAAAGAAUCGGUUUGUUGACGAGAAACAACUCUAUUGACUGUCACGAAUACAAGACGGGCAGCAACCUACAAAAAAAGCAAAUCUUUGAUGCUGUUGCGGCGGCUAGUAUAAUCAAUAAUUGCUCGGGCGUGGAUACGUCGAAAUCCCAAGUAAUUACUCUAGCAACAUUUACGAAAUUUCUGGAAUCUCGGCAGCAGGAAAAGUUGAGUGACGACGAAAUCAAGACACUGAUCAAGAGGCACGAACCGGAUCCAGUACUUCGCACACAGUGGUGUUUGUCUUUUGAGGGUUUUGCACGGUAUAUGAUGGACAAGGACAAUUAUGCCUUCCCGAACGAGUAUGCAACACCGUCCGAAACCGAAAUGCAGCAGCCUCUGUCGCAAUAUUACAUUGCAAGUUCCCACAACACAUAUUUAACCGGACAUCAACUCAAAGGAGAGUCCUCCGUACAGUUAUAUUCGCAGGUACUUUUAACCGGAUGUCGCUGUGUAGAGCUCGAUUGUUGGGACGGUGACGAUGGAUCACCAUUGAUUUAUCAUGGUCACACUUUCACUACAAAAAUACCAUUUCGCUCGGUUGUAGAAGCGAUAGAUCGAAGCGCCUUUGUCAGUUCCCCUUAUCCCGUAAUCCUUUCCAUCGAAAAUCACUGUUCGCCAAGUCAGCAAGCUCGUAUGGCUCAAAUAUUUCAGUCUGUUUUUGGCGAGAAAUUGGUGACGAAAUUUCUCUUCGAGUCCGACUUCAGUGACGAUCCUCAACUGCCUUCGCCUUCGCAACUUCGUUACCGAAUUUUGAUAAAAAAUAAGAAGCUGGUGAUUGAUCCUGCCGGCCCCUUAUCGCACACACCCCUUAGUCAUCGAGGAAAAAUGCUUAUGACGGAUCGCGCAUCUUCCAUGAAGCAAAUGCGGACUGAUGUAAGCAGCACAUCAGUUGUGGAAUACUUUAGUGAGGAUGAAGACGACGAAGAGGAUGACGAUGAGGAUGACAACAUCGAUGAUAAUUCGAUUUCGAGCUACGAGAGAUAUCUGGGUGGCGGCCAAGUGCCGCACGGUCGUUUAAAAUCGGAUCCAGGGAUGGACGACAAGACGCAAAAGCAAAGUAGCCAGAUAGCCAAGGAAUUGUCGGAUUUGGUAAUUUAUCUGCAGGCGAUUAAAUUUCGCGGACUAAAUACCAUGCCAGUCGGAUCAGGAAAAAUACGUCAUCAAUCGCAUACAGGACCAGUUCAGAGGCAUAGCAUCGCCGGUAUAGGACCUAGCAGUAUAGCUUCCUCAUCAGGAUCGCCGCAAUCACUUUCGACGUCUGCCUCGAUCGCGAGCGGCGGUAGCAACAUCGAUAAUAUCUUCAGAUCCACUCGUGGAAUGCCGGCUUGUUUCCAAUGUUCAUCUUUAAACGAAAGCUCAGCGAAAAAAAUCUGUAGGAAACAACCGUUAGGCGUAGUCGCCACAAAUUUCAACCCUGUAAUAUUUUGGGCUUUUGGAAUCCAAAUGGUUGCGUUGAAUUAUCAAACUGAUGACGCGGGAUUAAAUUUGAACUCAGCCAUGUUUGAGCAAAGCGGUCAAUGCGGAUAUGUUAGAAAACCUUCAGUGAUGUGGGAUAAAGGACAUAUGAUGUACAGACGAUUCAACCCUUGGGACAAAGAAUUCGACGGGCUGCAUUCUGCACAUUUAAGUCUAUCAAUAGUCUCAGGACAAUACGUUUCGGUUACAAACUUCGUCACCAGCACAUAUGUUGAGGUCGAGUUGGUCGGUAUACCGAUCGAUUGCGCGAAACACAAAACAAAGGUGAUCCAUAACAAUGCCUUGAAUCCCAUCUGGAAUGAAAAAUUCUGCUUCCAAGUGAUGUUCAAAGAUCUCGCCUUCCUACGUUUCGGUGUUAUCGAAGCAAGCUCUCAUCACGUGAUCGCGCAACGCGUAAUACCGCUUAAAUGUCUACGACCUGGCUAUCGACACGUACGAUUACGAUCUUGUAAAAACAAGCCAUUAGCCCUUUCUACGCUUUUUAUCUAUUCCCGCUUGGAGGAGGAGAGUUUGGACUAUAACACCUGCUGCCGCGAUCAUAAAGAGUCAUCUAAGCGUCUCUCGUCGAGCAAAGAACCUGAGAAACUGAGCACCGUUGAUCCCGGAUCCCUGGGUGGUGUCACCUUGAAGAGACGAAUGUUCUUCCUGAUGGUUUAUCACGUGAUACCAGACGAACCGUACACCAUCCUGAAAGUGACCCAGGAGAGUACUACGCAAGAGGUGAUGCUGCAGGCGUUACAGAAAGCAGGAAUAUCGCCGGAUCAUGUAGAUGAGUACAUUUUGGUAGAGGAAGUGUCUCGCGGAUGGGAGAAAAGAGACAAGGAAGAGUUACCAACUCAACGUGUGCUGGACCCUACAGAACAUCCCCUUCAAGCACAGGCCCUGUGGAAAGGGCAAGGCCGCUUCCUGUUGAAGCGAGUAGGCGACGAUCCAAGCAGUAGAGCGUGGCUCGCCUCUAUCAGGAGCACGGCCGGCCACUCGAAGCUCAACGAUUCCAACACGAGGGACCAAUCCACUCACAUAUGGGACGAGGCAGACACCUUUCUAGUCUGCAUUUAUAACGUCUCGCCGGAGAUCCCUUAUGCGAUUCUACGUGUGCCGAUAAGCAGCUCAGCUCAGGACGUGUUAGCGCAAGCUCUGAUAAAGGCCAGAAGAAUGGAGAACCCAACCAAGUUUGCUCUGGUCGAGGAGCUGGAAUGGGGUGGUGCGGGCGCUGUCGGAAGUGGAAAUCGUCAGUUAAGAGUAUUGAGUGACGAUGAAAAUGUUUAUACCACUCAAGCCUUUUGGAAAACUCUCGGCAGGUUUAUCCUUAGAGAAAGAGAACAAGCCAUUCCGAGACGGAACUUGUUGCCAGCGACCCUCGAUAGACUCAGUAAGGGAUUUUCCGUAGGCAGAUCGGUGUCCCUGCCAGGAUCCAGCAAAGAAAAGGUGCCUGUUUCGGAAGCACUGUCGGACCCCACUUCUAGAGGCCUGAGACAUCGGUUAAUGAUGUCGGGACGUAGACGAGAAGUUCAUUCUGAUGGAGAAGAUACGCGUGAAUCUGACAUACUGAAUGUUGCUUUUCAACUGAAGAAGGUCUCGUUCAGAAAAUUGAUGAGCUGGAAAUCAUAGUGGCAGUCAAGGGCGUCGUCGAUAUCAUCGAUCUUCGCCGCUCGGAGAAGUCACCCGUAAGCUCGUAGUCUAAUUACUAUGAUCAGAAACUAGUUCUGGUCUUGCGAAACAUUUUUCAUGCCGAUGAUCCUGUCGAGGUGCGAUCUCAAACUAAAAGAAGAGCUUCAGAAAGCUGAAAGAUUUCACUUUAUCAAGAAUUUAUGUAAUACAAGCGUCACGUGGACGAUCGAAACAAGUUAGAAUCUGUAAGUCGUUAAGCCGAAUGAUAGAACAAGUGGUACGAUCAGAAUACUUAAUAUCUAUCGCGAUAUAUAAAGAAAUAUCAAACAACGUGUUUCCAUCACUAAUUAUGUGAUAAUAUGCAAAAAAAUUUUCUCCAAUAGGAAAAGAAAAAAAAAUCAUUUCUUCGAGAAAGAGCAGAAUAACUUUUUGGGAAAUUUUAAUGUCUGGAAAACAACGCGACAUUGUUAAAUUCGAUUACCUCCACGAUAUUUGAGCGAAAUAUUGAAUAAUGAAAUCGCCAUCGCAGAAAAUAACUUCGGCAAAUCGAACUUUUCAAAUAGAAUCGAACGAUACCGACAUGAAGAUUAUUACGCCGCCAUUUUCAAAGAUUUUUCAAGAGUUUUAAAAAAGAUAUAGCAUAUAUCUAAACUUACGACGUAGUACAAUCAUUAAGUGGCAAAGCGACGAUUCUUAAAUCCCUUAAAUUCGCAUGAAAGCCAAGCAUCAUAUUGGAUUUUGUUAUGUAGCAGUAAAUUUGUAUCAGACGCGGAUUGAUGCUGCAGCUUCCGCGUUCGAUAGAGACGCGCUGGCGCGUCAAAACAAAAAAUUAAAUAUCACGCGUCACGCCUGAUUUUAUUAUUUUUGUACAACGAAAGAAGGAGGGAGAUCGCACCGGGCGAUCUCUAAACAUUUUUGCCAAACGACGAUUCUAAGUGAUUUCUAGAUCCGUGACAUAUUCGUAAUGUUUAGACAUAUUGGAAGUGCUUCCUUGUUCGAACGUGUUUCCGUUUGAAAUAUAUCGGAUUCGCCUUCGUCUAAUCGAUAUAUCGCAUCUCCAAAGAAAUUACGUAGCUUCAUGUGACUUCUCGUCAUAAGCAUCAUUUUUAUCAUUUACGUCGUACCUGAGGUUUUCCAUUGAUACGAGAGUUACGCUAUCGCGUAAAAGCUCUAUAAUAAAGUUAUAUAUCGCUGUUAUCGCACUUUAUUUGUUCGCUCUAUUAAUGUUAAUAAUUUCUUUCUGCGUCUAGUCAACCAUGUGAUAAGGAAUUUGAGUGUAGAAUCCGAUGAGAAUAUCAUAAUGUAUAUUGGGAGUUGCUACUUAAAGAACGUAUUUACUAUACAUAUAUUGUUAACGCUAGAGGGUAGAUCGGUGUUGCAUUCUCGAUUACCGUCCCUCUCUCCUGACUGUUUUAGCGAGCGUAUGUAUACGUAGACUAUAAAUACGAGACCAAGGAGUGUCGAUGGAAACCGCGUCCGAAUGUGCUAUUGCUCUAUUCGAUUAUUUUUUCACGUGACAAGGCAUUCGCGCGUCGACGAUCUUCGUCGCACACUCGAAGCCGGUAGCCUAAUUUUAUGGAAAAUAAUUUCGCUAAUAACGUUAAUUAAUUAACUAAUGAGAAACAAUAUGGAAUCUGACGUCGCAAACCAGUGAGGUCGCGAGAUAGCCUUGCCCCGUCUUCCACGUCCGAAUCGUCCCAAAUAUUUUAUAUUUUUUCGAGACGGCUCCGCAGACUGACUUUUUAGGCGAAUCUGUACAGCUGUACGACACGAAAACACCAGGAUUUUUUAAUACUAUGAGAAAAAUAUAGAAAUAUAUACACUAGUCAUAUCUUUCUCCGAGAAAUGCUUCGCGACGUCACUGGGGACUCUGUAUAUUUUUGGAUACCACUUCCUUCCUUAUCCUUCAUAUCUUUCCGAAAAUAUGUAAUCAUAUCACGUAUCCACAUAAAAGACCAAAUGUUGCGAAACAGAUAAACAGAAAAAACGAGAAAUAAACACACUGGGCAAUUUUAUUUGUACACAUAUCUUUGAUUAUGAAUAAGUAAAACAAGUAAAAUAAAAAGAACAUUAUUUGAUAGAUAAAAGAAAUAUCAUUUGAUAGAAGAGAA